Molecule: messenger RNA, 1711 nt
Organism: Xenia sp. Carnegie-2017
Lineage: Eukaryota; Metazoa; Cnidaria; Anthozoa; Malacalcyonacea; Xeniidae
Product: synaptotagmin-7-like
Exons: 8
Coding region: 127-1359 (410 amino acids)
Biological process (GO): regulation of dopamine secretion; calcium-ion regulated exocytosis; cellular response to calcium ion
Molecular function (GO): calcium-dependent phospholipid binding; phosphatidylserine binding; clathrin binding
Source: RefSeq, a predicted model, not a curated record
UCGACCCACAACAAAAGUCAAUUCGAAUUGUAGUCAAAUUUUCUAAUGGCAAAAUAGAGGAAAUAGGUUAAAGCAUUUGAAGAAUAUUUAUGGUGGAGACUGAUGCGAGCUUAACUAAAUCCCACGAUGGGUAAUAGUACAUCUUUUCCAACAAAGAAAUCGCGCAGUACGAGAACUCUGUGCUCUCUGUCUCAAUGUGAUCAUGACAUCCAUGCAAAGAAAAAACAUAAUUUGGGUACAAUUGCUCGAAUAGCGGAGGCAAAAACUAAAUUCAUCAACACAAAUUCGAGAAAGGAAGCAAUGCAAGGCUCAAAACAGGUUAAUGGAACGAACUUUAUCAAGGAGUUAUAUCAUAGACUGGACCCCAGCAUAGCGCUACCAAAUGGAGUAGAUAUCACUGGUGAAAUCCAGGUCGCAUUGAAAUACAACAGUGACGCAAAACUUUUGCUAAUCAAAGUUAUCCAGGCUAGAGAUUUGGUUCCAAGAAAUCUCACUGGCUUCUCCGAUCCUUAUGCAGCUGUUAAAAUAGUGCCUGACAGAUACAAUGAAGGAGUGAAAUCGACAAGAAGAAAGCUACGGACUGUCAAUCCGAUUUUCCAAGAAAUAUUUUCAUUCACAUCGGAAGAAACUGAGUUGCAAGAAACAAAAGUUUGCAUUGAUUUGUUCGACCAUGACUUGGUUGGCUCAGAUGAUUUUUUGGGAGAAGCUGUAAUCGACAUAUCAAAGAUGAAUUUGUCAAAUGAACUCACGUAUUCGGAGUGGUUUAUGUUACAACAUCAGACCAACUUCUCCGUUACUGGUGACGUUGAUGUUUCUCUUUACCACGAUGCUGACAUCCUUUUUGUGACAAUUCACAAGGCAACAGAUCUUUUGGACUGUGCUUUGAAAGAUUGUUCUACACUUGUGUCAAUUCACAUUCCGUUCACAAAUCAGAGCAAGAUGUCGAAGAUUGCUGAUGGUUGCAUCAAUCCCCAAUUUGAAGAAACAUUUGAAUUUGAUAUGUGUGCAAACGAGGUUCCAUUCAGAAGUAUCAUUGUGAACAUCUAUCGCAUUUCUCAAUCGGAGGAAAAACCUAUUGGAAGCAUUAAUAUCAAUCUAAAAAGAUACAAAACAGGCCAAAGAUGUAGAAAUUGGUACCGUGUUACUGACAUGAAAAACACAGGUCGACAGAGGACACUCCUGGGGGAAAGUAUUGUCACCCAAGAAUUCCGUGAAGCAAUGUUUGCUCACAGUUUUUACCAUUGCCCCUCCUUUAUGUUUCGAAACGACAGGUCUGGAAAAAAGGUGUAUUCCGUUUCAUGCCGGCAAGCAUCUUCGUCCUCGAAAGUCAUACUCGUCAACGGCUUCCCACUUCGAUGAAAAUUUUAAGGUAGAGAAAGCAAUAUUUCUGGUUAUUUUCCAAAUGUUUGUUUGCUUUUUCAUCAUAGCUCAUAGUUGACAGGUUUCAGUCGUUUGGCAUGUAGCUAGAUCAUCUUUGAUUUAUAUCCUCAAGACUUCAAUGUAAAAUAUAUUUAGCAUUGCAUGCAAUCUGUAGCUAAAAAGUUGCAUCUCCUGAUUCUGAACAGCAUUGGAUUCACGCGACAGUUUAAUAUUAGUUUCUAUAUCAGUGAAGAUUGAAGACUGUGCAAAUGUGCAUCAUUGCAUUAAUUAAAAUAAUUAAUUGCUGUAUGAAUUUAAAACGAUCAGUAAUAAAACCAUUGAAUAAAACCGA